Molecule: messenger RNA, 1173 nt
Organism: Eutrema salsugineum
Lineage: Eukaryota; Viridiplantae; Streptophyta; Magnoliopsida; Brassicales; Brassicaceae
Product: MICAL C-terminal-like protein
Exons: 7
Coding region: 1-1065 (354 amino acids)
Source: RefSeq, a predicted model, not a curated record
AUGGAUAGCUUGAUCAAGCAAACAAGAAGGAGGCACCCAGCUGCCCAGGUAAAAACUGGAGAGGUUAGUAGCUCCACUAGAGAGAAGAAAGUGCCAGCAAGGAAAUCUGUUUCAUUCAAAGAAGAUAAGAAAAAGCCCUCAAACUGGUUACAGAAGCAGUUCUCGAGGCAAAUGAACGACCAAAGUUAUGAACCGAUCAGCGACAUGGACCACGCAGCUGCAGUUGCAGCCACUGCUUAUGCCAUAACCACUUUUGAAGAAACUUGGCUUGAGAGUUAUCAUAGUGGCCUUGAACGUGGAGCUUCUUUGUCAACGAGCAAAAGUAGAAGAGAAGAUCUGUCGCAUUUCGAGGAACCGAGAAGCUUAUCAAGAAGAUUCUCAGGACAACUUUCAUUUAAAGAACCAGAGCUUAAAGAACACAAAAUUCCCACGCUAAAGUCUCCAGUGAGAAAGUCAACGCCGGCCAAAAAGACUCCGACUUUCUCCAUGGACCUGAGAGGUGAUCACACCAAACAGAGUGAAGACUCAGGGGAGAAACAGGAAAGACGACAAAGAAAACCAGUUUCUGAACCGCAAGCUCCAAUGCGGGUACAACCACCGCAAAGGACACGUUCAGAACGCCGUGCUCCACCACCGCCUCGACCCCCACCACCUCCUCCAUCACCUUCACCUCUGCGGCUUCCACCGAGGGAUAUCAAAAGACAGAGUUCUGGAUAUACUAGUCGAAAAGAUGAAUCUACAGCUGAUGCUUGGGAAAAAGCUGAACUACUUAAGAUCGAAGCAAGGUACGACAAGUUAACCAGAAAGAUCGAUCUGUGGGAAACGAAGAAGAGAGACAAAGCUCGAAGGAAGCUGGACAAAUCCGAGCAGAGCGAACUAGAACAGAGGAGGAAGAGAGGUUUGCAGAGAUUUAGAGAAGACACAGAAUACAUUGAACAGAUUGCUGCCGGAGCCAGAGCUCAGGCGGAGAAACAAAGGCAGAAUGAAGAGCUCAAGGUUAAGGAGAAAGCCGGAAUUGUCCGUACUACCGGUAAAAUCCCUGGAAAAGCAUGUCUCUGUUUCUGACACUAAAACAGAGGAUCUCAGAUAUUUGUAGCUAUAUAGUGUGUGUAUGUGCGUGUGUGUGUGUGUGAGAAAUGAUAUUACAGAAACCACUCCACCAUUCAAUUAAUG